UUAUAUGGGCUUUGACUCCAAAUUACAACAGAUUUUUGUGGGACUAAUUUCCGCAAGAUUGUACUUGUAUGACGAUUCUGUAAUAUCGACCUACCGUGCUGCUGGUUCCAUGAGACUGCUGAGGCUGAGGGUUUGGUGCGCCGUACCCGAUGGUGACCUGAAGAAAGACAGGAUGUUCGGUUAUUAUUUAGCGACGUUCUUUGCCUUUGCCAUUGUUCUGUCCGAAGGCUCGGCUACAGAGGUGACGGAGUUCUGUUCUUUCUUCAACAACCGUGCACCAGAGCCUCAGCCAAACCUGAAGAACUGUACCUGGUUCAAAGAGAACAGUUGCUGCAUGCAAGAGGAGAUCGCGGAGACAUUUGAGCAGGUAAAGAGUCUCCCCGGGGCGUCACCGGCCUGUCAACAGUACACCAAUUACUUAAUGUGUUAUAUAUGUGCUCCCUACCAGAACAUGUUUUAUAUAUGGGGAUACUUGAAGGUGUGUGAGGAAUUCUGUGACGCCUGGUACGGAGCCUGCGGGUCGGCCAUUCUGAAAGGCUCGAGAGUUAAUCAGCUGUAUACGAACGGCAGUGACUUCUGUAAAAGUAGGUCGUACAAAGUCAGUACAAUAGCACAAAAAGACUGCUUCUUUUUCGACAAAUUGAUGGACACGACGAAUGGACAACGUUCGGGACAUGUUUAUUGGGAGCAUCCGGCCAUGUUAAUAUCGACGCUGAUCAUGUUUUGUUUCGUGUUGUAUCCACUGUAGCCAGUGUUGUGUACUGUGUUCUACACGGAUCGAUAUCAACCAUCGAUCACUAAACACCAGACUCACCAGCUUCUACCCAACCAAAAUAGGGGCAACCAAAACGUAAUGUGGACAUGACAAACGAAACACGUGAAAUUUGUUCAAAUAACUGUUUCGUCGUCAUUACAGGACAUUACAUUCCGGAGAUAAAUAUUACUAUAUACGAGAAACCUUGGCCUCUCAGAGAACGAUCAAUAUCGUACUGUGUGCCCAUAACACACACGGCAGGACUGUGACAUAAUCAAAAUCGAUACGUAGAGUGCGAGCCAAAAACAGCCCUGUUCUCUGACCUAUGUAACAUGUGUGAGUGUAUUUGUAGCUUAAUCAGUUAAUUGUGAUAUUAUUAAAUAUUCCAUGUUUGUUUUUUACAACGAUCUUUCAUUUUCUUAUGACAUUGAUAAGUGAAACGAAAUAUUUUCCGUAGAAUUUGUUAUAACGAAUUUAUAUGUAGUUAGGUAAGGUUACGUCACUUAAUUCAUACCUGAUCAUUGUGUUUGUAUGUAGAUAGCUAAGGUUAACGUCACUUAAUUCAUACCUGAUCAUUGUGUUUGUAUGUAGAUAGGUAAAAUUCACAUUACUUCAUACUUAUUAUGUUUUCACAAUAUGAGUGUAUAUAAGAUAAUAAAUCAUU
Mizuhopecten yessoensis (Yesso scallop) is the source of this 1418-nucleotide messenger RNA. RefSeq lists its product as uncharacterized. Gene Ontology annotation, molecular function: signaling receptor activity. The coding region runs from base 5 to 748 and encodes 247 amino acids. The record is from RefSeq and is a predicted model, not a curated record. NCBI's taxonomy places the organism in Eukaryota, Metazoa, Mollusca, Bivalvia, Pectinida, Pectinidae. Gene Ontology annotation, cellular component: external side of plasma membrane. The transcript has a single exon.